UCCCUGUGUCCCAGCAACGCCCACACUGAGCUCCUAUUGGCCCAAACCCACUCGCGCUGAACUUUUCUCGCUUCUCAUUGGCUCCCGCCGGGGUCAGUCACGGUGCCUUUCUCUUGACGGCGGUGUUUUGUUAUUGACUUUAAAUGUGACGGUAAACGUUUGACGGGCGGCGGUCGGUGAAGUCGGUGACAACAACAAAAAAUAAUAGAAAAAAAUGAGUUUAACUUCUCCGUGAAGAAGCUCACGUAUAAAAAAAAAAAAAAAAGACACGAAGAUGUCAGGAGCCCAUGAGUCAAACAGGAAGCGACGCCCCCCCCAGAAAAUGUUCUUGAUCUCGACCGACCUGAAGGUCCAGGACCAGCUGGACGGAACCAUUCGGCUGCAGAGGGGGUUCAUCUGCCAGGAGCAGGACAAGAGCAGAGGGGACUGCCUCUGGGUCAAGGUGUUGGACAAUGACAUGAUGUUAAAACUGGAGAGGAAGUUCCUGCACGAAGUCCCGGCCGAGCUGAGCGGCCUGCUGGAGCCCGUGUCCGACCCGGAGACCCGCGUGAAACUCCUGAACAAUCCCGGGAAGUUGCAGCAGUUGGCGGCCUUGCCCGUCGACGCUCCGCUUUGGGUCCAAAUCGGCCCACAGGACGAGCUGGCGGAGGCCGAGCUCAAAUACGUCGGGCCGCUGACCCGAGGGAGCAGCGCCGUGAUCUUCGGGGUGCAGCUCAAGGGUUCAGCAGCAGGUAAAGGAGUAAGCAACGGCUCCUAUAAAGGCCUGCGACUCUUCAGCUGCCCCGAGGCGUGCGGCCUCUUCCUGCCGGUCAGCCACAUCCGGCUCCGCCGCUGGUCUUCUCGCAACAACGGCGCGGACGCACAGGAGCGAGUACGCGAGCGAGACCGCGAUCACCACCAACACCGCAGCAAUAAUAAUCACCCCAGCAACGGGCACCAUAGCAACGACCGCCCAAAUCAUCACCAGCAGCAGCCGAGUCGUCACAUCAGUUUCCACCAGCAUCGUCCCAGCAGCCCUCCUCUGUCGCAGCCGUUCGGCAUCCUCCCUCGAACGGCGGAGUCGGUGGCACCCAUCACAGUCCAAAACCAGAUUCAGGUCCGAGGCCCGGCGUCGCCUCCGCCGCUCCAGAUCGGCCAGCGGGUGUGUUUCCCCCUGGACGACGGCGUGCACGGCGGGGAGGUGUGCUUCUGCGGCCUCCUGCCCGGGCGGUCGUCGUCAGGAGUUUACGUCGGAGUCCUGCUGGACGCUCCUGUUGGGAGCUGGGACGGGCUUUAUAAAGGAGAGAGGCUCUGCCACAUUCCUAACGCUCGCUACGGACAGCUUCUGCCAAUCAACAAGGUUUCUUUAGAGCUGAAGUCGCACCGUCACAACCAACCGUCACAAAUUCCCAAAUCCAUCCUGAAGCACGUCCCGUCCGCCGUCACCAAACCAGCCCCCGUGUUACCUCCCGUCUCUGCCCUGAAGGUCGCCCUGAUGCCCCCCAGCAAACUGACGGUCAGACCUCCUCCGCUCCCGCCGCCGAAGCCCAACCUCAAACCUCUGCCUCCGCUGCCGCCGCCUAAACCGCACAGCCCGACCUCGCCGGGCGACGCCGAGCAGCUGCAGCUGCACACCAACGGCGUGCUCGGCCCCCCGUCGCCGCUGAGGUCUCCAGACUACAGGGGAGACGCUGGGGAGAACGGAGAGGCCGGGCUGGAGGGCGAGCUGGAGGUGGGGUCGAUGGUGGAAGUGAACGACCCGCCGCUCUUCGGGGUUAUCCGCUGGAUCGGACGGAUCGGUGGGAUUUUGGAGAGCGUGGCGGGAAUUGAGCUGGAUCAGGAGCUGUCUGCAGGAACAGACGGCAGUUACCUCGGCGAACGUCACUUCCGCUGCCCGGCCAACAAGGGGCUGUUCGUCAAGCUUCGCAACUGCAGACGGGACUCCAGGUUUCCCGCCCCCGAGACGCCCGUCAACCAAGUGGAGCGGUGCAACUCUAUCGCCUUUGCAGAGUGGGGCAGCGAGCGCGUGGAGGACCACACGCCUCCUCCCGCGGACGGAGAAGAAGCCUGUGAGAUCUACCAGGGCUGGAAGAGAGGCAUCCAGGGUCACCUCAACUCCUGCUACCUGGACGCCACACUGUUCAGCCUGUUCUCCUGCUGCAGCUCGGCUGACUGGGUUUUGUUUUGGCCGCCGGACGCCGAAACAGACCAAACCGCUCAGGACCUGCUGCGAUGUGAGAUAGUCAACCCGCUCAGAAAGUACGGAUACGUGUGUGCCAGUAAGACCAUGGCCCUGAGGCGACUGCUGGAGGCUGCGAACAGCGACACAGGCUUCACCAACCAGGAGAAAGAUCCUGAAGAGUUCCUCAACAAGCUUUUCCAGCUCCUCCGAGUCGAGCCACUCCUAAAGAUCAGGUCGAUGACUCAGCAGCCUCAGGAGUGUCACCUCUACCAGCUCUUCCCGCCCACCCUUCCUCCCUCCUCCCCCACGUCUCCCUCCUUACCCCUCUCCCCGGUCGACUCCCCCAUCCCUCUCGUCUCGCCGUCGUCCAGCCGGAUGCGCGUCGCCAGCGUCCAGGCGCUGCUGGAGUCCUCGUUCCUCCACGCCGGCCUCAAGUUUGUCGAGGCUCCCUCCUGCCUCUUGCUGCUCAUGCCUCGGUUCGGGAAGGACUUCAAAAUGUUUGACGCCAUCCUGCCCACGCUCAGCCUGGACAUCACAGACCUGCUGGACGACACUCUGAGGCAGUGCAGCAUCUGUCAGGCUGUGGCUGAGUGGGAGUGUCUGCAGUGUUACGACGACGUGGACAUCACGCCGGGUCACGUGAAGCAGUACUGCGAGACCUGCAACACACAGGUCCACAGUCACAGGAAGCGUCUGUCCCACAGUCCGGUGAAGGUCGUCGUCCCCGCGGGCCCGUGGACCGGCCCUCUGCACUGCACCCGCCAGAGAAUGUCUCUCUUUGCCGUGACGUGCAUCGAGACGAGCCACUACGUGAGCUUCGUCAAGUACGGGCCGCUCGCCACCGAUUGGCUGUUUUUCGACAGCAUGGCAGACCGCACAGGCGGCGAGAACGGCUUCAACAUCCCUCAGGUGAAGGCGUGUCCGGAGGUGGGGCGCUACCUCAGCGUGUCGGAGGAGGAGCUGAGCAGAGUGGACCCCGCCUCCUUACGGGAGCCCGCCCGCCGCCUGCUCUGCGACUCCUACAUGUGUCUGUACCACAGCCCGGAGCUCAGCCUGUACAAGUGACGGGCGACGAGCCGAGCGCCGAACACGAUCCACGCCGUCCAGACCACGAGAACAAAACCUCGCACGCCCGGAAUAAUGACGUCACGCCGAGCGGAUGAUGCAUUCUGGGUGAUCGUAGCUUCAGUUUGUGCCUCUCGUGAAGAGCGAGCAGCAAACCAAAGAAACUUUCUCAUGAAGAGCCCAACUCUAAUCUGGAUUCCUGGAUAGAAAACAGAUCUAUAACUUGUGAAACGGGAUAAAUAUUUAGUUUACCGCAAGGAGACGGACUAAAAUAAUCUUUUAUUUUUCAGCAGAUCUCAUGUCAGGAGAGGCACAAACUGAAAACGACGACUCGUCUCUGAGUAAAUGAGGUUUUGCAGCAGAUCAGGGUUUAUUUAUGUUAUUGUUUAUUGAUUUAUGAAUGUCUCCAUGCACGUCUUGUUGGUUACGCAUCAGUUUGAACGUGCAGUAUAUCCUGUUAUAUCAUCACUGAAAAAAACAGAUCACAAAUAUAAGAAAAACAAAUAUUGGCUGAUGUAUUAUGAGAAUAUUUCUCAAGAUAUUUAAACUGGAAUCAGCUCAGACGAGGUCAGAACACUGUUUACUUUUCUUUUCUUAAAUCUGAGACGCGAGAAUGAUUCAGGUUGUGUUAAACUGUUCAAAGAACAAAAAGAACUUGAUGAAAUGUGACAAUCAGCCGCUCGUGAACUCAGUGAUGUUAUUCUGAUGCCUAUAACACAUGUACACUUUGCACUGCUUCCUUUACAUGUCAGGAUGUCUGAAUAUCUAAUAUAUAUUAUAUAUAUAUAUAUUAUCAUUGCCUUAAACUGACUGUAAAGACUGCACACAGAUGUUUAAAAUAUGUUUUUGUGUCACUUACGGGUUGUUUAAUAUAUUCCAGCCGCUCACAGAAGGGACGACGUCCUCACAAAUAAAUGCUUUGAUACUCUUCUAGUUUGUUUGUUUCCACAAACAGCAUCAAAUACUAUACUAAUAAUAUGAAUAUGAAAUAUUUACCAAAAAAACAGUAAGUGACAGUAAAACCAGCUGUUUGUCAGCAGUCUUGAGGAAUCUAAAAAUAAAAACAAAAAUAUUAAUUUCA
Molecule: messenger RNA, 4307 nt
Organism: Larimichthys crocea (large yellow croaker)
Lineage: Eukaryota; Metazoa; Chordata; Actinopteri; Sciaenidae
Gene: cyld3
Product: cylindromatosis (turban tumor syndrome) 3
Exons: 17
Coding region: 275-3226 (983 amino acids)
Source: RefSeq, a predicted model, not a curated record